AUGUUGACUGUGUGCACGUCAAGCCACAUCAGCCGCGAGCCGAGUCCGGGACCGAGUUUGACGAUUAAAGACCUAAUCCAGAAGAAAAGUAAAGAAACCUCACCUAGAUCACCUCGAAAGGAACCAAAGCGGCUCAGGAAAGAGGCAAAGUCGCCUAAAAGAGCAGAGAAGUCUCCCAGGAAAGCGGUGAAAUCACCGAGACGGGAUUCCAAAUCACCCACAGAGGAAGAUAGGAGUGAAUUGUUGCCAGAAGUCGAAAAGGUUGAGCAAAUUAUGGCCAAGUCGCCAAGAAAAGAUAGCUCUUUUAAGGAAACGACCCCGAGGAGAGAGACCCCCAGAGUGGAACCUAGAAAAGAUUCGGUAAAAGACAAAAUAUUGACGCCGAGGGUGGAGAAGACGGAAAAGGAAAAGGAAAUUUCGCCGAGAAGAGAAGAGAGGAGGAGUGAAAGAGAUAAAAAGGUUUAA
Molecule: messenger RNA, 465 nt
Organism: Zerene cesonia (dogface butterfly)
Lineage: Eukaryota; Metazoa; Arthropoda; Insecta; Lepidoptera; Pieridae
Product: neurofilament heavy polypeptide-like
Exons: 3
Coding region: 1-465 (154 amino acids)
Source: RefSeq, a predicted model, not a curated record